Molecule: messenger RNA, 573 nt
Organism: Microthlaspi erraticum
Lineage: Eukaryota; Viridiplantae; Streptophyta; Magnoliopsida; Brassicales; Brassicaceae
Source: the annotation of a GenBank genome assembly
AUGAGGAAUUUCUGGUGUUUGGUCUGCUUGCUCUGCUUUCUGUCUGUAGCGGUGAAGGCUCGUUCGAGCGAGAUCGUCGAUGCUUUGCUUUCGAUAGCUAGCGACUUGGGUUACUCGCAGGCAGUUGCAGAGACUUGGAAAGGGACUGAUCCCUGCCACCCCCACUGGUAUGGCGUUUUCUGCAUAGGAGGCCGAAUCGACGCGAUCGACUUGAUAGGAGAGAACCUCACAGGAGUGAUCUCUCCCCGGUUUGCGGAGAUCACAUCUCUGCGUGUGCUCGACCUUUCGCAGAACCGUCUCACCGGCACCAUUCCCUCCAAGCUCACGAGGUUGAACCUGACGGUCCUUGAUCUCUCGGACAACCAGCUUCACGGGAAAGUGCCUCCAUUCAAGAACACAGUUGUAGAAUUCGGGGGGAAUCCGGGGAUUGAAACCGACGGCAUUGAUGUUGUUCCGUGGCAGAGAGGUAGCAAGACACCGGGGACUGUUCGUGGACUGUCCAUUGGGAUCAUAGUCCUCAGUGUUCUGCUCAUCGUAGGAGGAUGCUUAGUUCUGUACAGAGAGAUGAGAUGA